Messenger RNA from Leptonychotes weddellii (Weddell seal), 930 nucleotides. NCBI's taxonomy places the organism in Eukaryota, Metazoa, Chordata, Mammalia, Carnivora, Phocidae. The record is from RefSeq and is a predicted model, not a curated record.
AUGCCUCCGCUGUGGAGUCGAGUUCCUGAGCUCAACGUUGCCUCGUCUGUUCUUGUGGAUGGACCCUCCUAUGAAGUCAUGCAGAUCGACGUGGAAAUAGAGGAGCCCAGUGACCCGCCGGCCACACAGCUUGUCACGUGGCAAGUGGAGUAUCCAGGAGACGUCACGUCUGACUUGGGUGUCUCCAAGAUCUACGUGAGUCACAAGGACCUGAUCGGCGUCAUACCCCUGGCCAUGGUAUCUGACAGAUGUGACUACGUCUUCGUCAAUGGGAAGGAAAUGAAAGGCAAGGUGGAUGUGGUGGUGAACUUCACCUACCAGCACCUGAGCAGCUCCUUGGAGAUGACCGUGUGGGUGCCCCGGCUCCCGCUGCAGAUCGAGAUCUCGGACACCGAGCUCAACCAGAUCAAGGGCUGGCGGGUGCCCAUUGUCUCCAAUAAAAGGCUGGCUCGGGACAGCGAGGAAGAGGAGGACGACGACAGGAGGGCGGGUCGCGGCUGCACGCUCCAGUACCAGCACGCCAUGGUGCGGGUCUUGACGCAGUUUGUGGCCGAGGCGGCGGACCGGGGCGGACACCUGGCCCACUUGCUGGGCUCAGACUGGCAGGUGGACAUCACGGAGCUGGUGAAUGACUUCAUGCAGGUGGAGGAGCCCCGCAUCGCCAAGCUACAGCGGGGACAAGUCCUGAUCGGCCAGGAGCUUGGGAUGACCACCAUUCAGAUCCUGUCGCCUCUGUCAGAUGCCAUCUUGGCAGAAAAGACCAUCACCGUGCUGGAUGAGAAGGUGACCAUCACAGACCUCGGGGUCCAGCUGGUGACAGGGCUGUCACUCUCCCUGCAGCUCAGCCCAGGGAGCAACAGAGCUGUCUUUGCUACUGCAGCGGCUCAGGAGCUUCUGCAAAGGCCCAGACAGGUAUGGAGGCGGGGCUAG